Polyodon spathula (Mississippi paddlefish) is the source of this 4883-nucleotide messenger RNA. Its product is annotated as E3 ubiquitin-protein ligase SMURF1-like. The record is from RefSeq and is a predicted model, not a curated record. Lineage: Eukaryota; Metazoa; Chordata; Actinopteri; Acipenseriformes; Polyodontidae. Gene Ontology annotation, biological process: negative regulation of BMP signaling pathway; ubiquitin-dependent protein catabolic process. Gene Ontology annotation, molecular function: protein binding; ubiquitin protein ligase activity.
AGCUCGAAAAUGUUUAGGAGUCUCGAGCGAGCUCGGCUCUUAAGGAGAUUUUCUAACGAGGAAAAAAACGAAACAUACCCGCGAUAAACUGUUGCGAAAAAGAAAAACCAAAACCCGUUCGUUGUGUUUUCCUACACUUCCGUUUCGUGUCUUAGUUUGAAUCUUAGGUUCGGUCCUAAGUGAAAGUUAGGCGGUUUUUUAUUUUUUCCCCCCGGAGUGAUGUCGAAUCCUGGCACUCGAAGAAACGGGUCGAGCAUCAAAAUCCGUCUGACAGUAUUAUGUGCCAAGAACCUGGCAAAGAAGGAUUUCUUCAGGUUACCUGACCCUUUUGCCAAAAUAGUAGUAGAUGGAUCAGGUCAGUGCCAUUCGACAGACACAGUGAAGAGCACACUGGACCCAAAGUGGAACCAGCACUAUGAUCUAUAUAUUGGAAAAACAGACUCGAUCACCAUCAGUGUGUGGAACCACAAGAAAAUCCACAAGAAACAGGGAGCUGGCUUCCUGGGCUGUGUGAGACUUUUAUCCAAUGCGAUCAGCAGGCUAAAGGACACUGGCUACCAGCGUUUGGAUCUGUGCAAACUAAACCCCACAGACAGCGAUGCAGUACGUGGCCAAAUAGUAGUAAGUUUACAGACGCGAGACAGGAUAGGCACUGGAGGAGCUGUUGUGGACUGUAGAGGACUUUUGGAAAAUGAAGGCCCAGUUUUUGAAGACUCGGGGCCCGGAAGGCCGCUCAGCUGUUUCACAGAGGAGCCGUUGCCAUACACAGACAGCACUGGAGCCGCAGGGGGAGGGAACUGCCGCUUCCUGGACUCUCCCAAUCAGGAGCAGAGGCUUCAGGCACAGCGCCUCCGAAAUCAAGACACCAGAGGUCACACACACACCCCUCAGAACCGGCCACACGGGAGCCAAUCCCCCGACCUACCUGAGGGUUACGAACAAAGGACGACAGUACAGGGGCAGGUAUACUUUCUACAUACACAGACUGGAGUCAGUACCUGGCACGACCCAAGAAUACCAAGGGACCUCAACAGUGUCAGCUGCGAAGAUUUAGGUCCUCUGCCUCCAGGGUGGGAGGUCAGAAGUACAGUGUCGGGAAGGAUAUAUUUUGUUGACCACAAUAACAGAACGACACAAUUCACAGACCCAAGAUUACACCACAUAAUGAGUCAGCAUUCUCAAGUAAAAGAAUCUGGCCAGCAGCUGCCUGUGCAGACUGAGGUUCCUCCAGAGGAUGGAGAAGGAGAGCUCCCUGUACGCUAUGAGAGGGACUUGGUGCAGAAACUGAAAUUGCUAAGGCAUGAGCUCUCAUUGCAGCAGCCGCAAGCUGGCCACUGUCGCAUUGAGGUAUCCAGGGAGGAGAUUUUUGAGGAGUCGUACAGACAGAUCAUGAAGAUGCGGCCCAAAGACCUGAAGAAAAGGCUGAUGGUAAAGUUCCGGGGAGAAGAAGGACUGGACUACGGUGGGGUGGCAAGGGAGUGGUUGUAUCUCCUGUGUCAUGAAAUGCUAAAUCCAUAUUAUGGACUGUUCCAGUAUUCCACGGAUAACAUUUACACACUGCAAAUAAAUCCAGACUCCUCUAUUAAUCCGGACCAUUUGUCAUAUUUCCACUUUGUUGGGCGGAUAAUGGGCCUGGCUGUUUUCCACGGACACUACAUUAACGGAGGUUUUACACUGCCUUUCUAUAAGCAGCUGCUAGGUAAACCCAUACAGCUGUCCGACCUAGAAACUGUGGAUCCGGAGUUACACAAAAGCUUAGUGUGGAUUCUUGAGAAUGACAUCACCCCAGUACUGGAUCAUACCUUUUGUGUAGAGCAUAAUGCAUUUGGUAAAUUUCUCCAACAUGAACUCAAACCAAAUGGAAGAAACAUCCCUGUAAUGGAGGAGAACAAGAAGGAAUAUGUAAGGUUGUACGUGAACUGGAGGUUUAUGAGAGGGAUUGAGGCUCAGUUUCUAGCCUUGCAAAAAGGAUUUAACGAGUUGAUUCCACAGCAUUUGUUAAAGCCCUUUGAUCACAAGGAACUAGAGCUAAUCAUCGGAGGCCUGGGUAAGCUAGACCUCAACGACUGGAAGGCCAAUACCCGGCUGAAGCACUGUGUGGCUGACAGCAACAUGGUCAAGUGGUUCUGGCAGGCAGUGGAGUCAUUUGAUGAGGAGAGGAGAGGGAGGCUGCUGCAGUUCGUUACAGGCUCCACCCGCGUCCCACUGCAGGGGUUCAAAGCACUGCAAGGUGCCACCAUGUCCUCAGGACCCUGGGUCUUCACUGAUCCAUCUAGACUCGCUACCAACACAGACAACCUGCCUAGCCACACUUGCUUUAAUCGGAUUGACAUUCCGCCGUACGAAACGUAUGAAAAGCUGUACGAGAAACUUCUGACCGCCGUGGAGGAGACCUGUGGGUUUGCCGUGGAGUGAAGAGGAGGCCAGCACGUGCUGCUUGAGCAGUAACCAAAACUAGAAGAGGAAUGGCCUGUGAGCUUCCUGCUGAGCACUGUAGUGAGACGACAGUGGAAGUUACGCCUGGGAUAGAAACCAGCACCCGAUGACACACAGCAGCUCUCCUGAGGGAUAAAAUAGCAGCUGUGGAUGGCUACAAAUUGAAACACUUUUCUAGGAAGAGGUUAUUUUUUUUCCUUGGUGUGAUUUGAGGCUGCUUUUAAGAGGGAAGGCUUAACUAAUUAAGCUUUUGGUUCUGAAAGUUGAUCAAUGUGGAUUAGGUUAUUGAAAUCUUGGUUUCUUGUCCUUAAAAUUUUUUCCUAAUUUGGGCAGCUAACCUGCAUUAAUUGCGUAACAGAACCAAGCACUUUAUCUGUUUUUUAAAUAUAAAUUAUGGUCCUAAAAAGACUUGAUUUUCUGUCUGAAUAUGGAUCAGAUCUAGGUAAUGUAAGCCUUUGUUGGUAUCUAUUCAUUAACGCUUUAAAAAAUAAAAAUCUGUCUAUCCAUCUAUCUAUCUCAAUCUAUCGAAUGAUUUGAUUUCAAGUUUUCAUUUUGGGCUGAUGACCAGAUAUCCAUUUCCUGUCUCAUUCAUUUCUUUUGCUGAUUACCAUUGCAACAUGCAUUGAUUGGUUCUGUGAACUCCUAUAUUAAAAAAAAAAAAAAAAAAAAAAAAAAAAAAAAAAAUCAGAAAGUAAUGAAUAUACUAGGUAUGAAAUAAUCUGGUACGGGAUAAUACAGGCCUGCCUUGGACCUCCUCAUUGACCUACUUUCAAAACAAGUUUUGGCAGCCCAAAUUGUAUUGUAUAUCGCACACUAAACUACUCUAGUGUUUUUUGUCAAACAAUGUGCACCUUUGCCGGAAUCUCUGUUUUAAAUCCAUUAGGAACGGCUGUUUGUUUUAAUUUUGUAUAUAGACGUUUUUGGUUUUGUUUUGUUUCCCAAGAUUUUAUGCUUGUACAUUUAUAUGACGAUUUGCACAUAGGAAAAGUCCUAGUCCCCAUUUGAUUAAAAAAACAAACAAACAAAAAAAAAAACAUUAUUUAUAUACUUUCUCAGUAAGUUGUACCACAGAAAGAGAGAAAUAAUGCACGAUCAGGAUGUUGACAGGUAACAGUUUGUCAGAUAUGAAUGAAUACAGAUCCAUAAUUUAAAAAAUAAUAAUAAUUAUAGAUUAGUUCUGUAUUGCUCUUAAUUUUUAAAGAAAAACCAGUUCAAGUAAUUUUGUAAAAGAGAAUAGAAGUGCAGCUACUGAAUAUACUGAACGGAGAAAAGAUGUACGCAUUUUAAAAGCUGUCUGGCCUUACAAUGUUUUAUGAGCUAAUUAUAGCAGUUUUGAGGAGAGUACUGACUGGUAGACAGUGGUAGAAAGUGUGUUUUUAUUUAUAUAUUUUAAAAAACAAAAUUCAAUGGCCGCUACUAACUCUAAGCCAAGCAUUUAAAUGGUAGGUGUUAAGUAAUGUUUCUACACAGUAAAUCGUGAGAAAAUACCUUUGUGCUUGGUCGGCUUUCUGACCUGAAGUGAAGAUCGAUAAAGGACAUGAAUAGCAGUACCUCAGUUAUAUUUGUUACUGUUGAUAGUGUAGGUGUUUUAUUUUUGUAUUUUCUAUUUGCACAAAAAAGAAAGGGGACAGUAUUUUAAAACUGAGUGUAGUCUGAAUUGUCAUGAUCAGCUGUGUGCCUGAUUUUUGUUUACUUCAUUGCUGGGAGACACAAAUGACUACGUACAGGAUGACAAACGGAUCUGUUUCUAUUCUUACAUUUCCACUUGGCAUUUGUAGCAUUUCGUUUUUUUUUUUUAAAUCUCUAAAUCAUUUCAGUACAGCUCUGUUAGAUCUAUUGCUUUAAGUUCUGGUUCAAAACAAACCGCUGUGGUAUUUGUGCCAUGGGCGUGACUGUAGAAGCGAUUAACACUGGGCACAGGUCUCCACUCCUAGUCCCUGUAAGAUGCAUGCCAUUGUGUUAAAUCCCUGAAAUGCAUGAAGCACACAUCACCCACUGUUAAAAGACAUUUAUGCGUCUUUUUUUUUUUUGUAUGUCUCUAAAAAUACUAUAAAGAAACUUGGCGAUAAAAUUAGGCAACUGUUUUGAUGAGACACUUGUCUUGUGAACGGAGUGCACAUAGACAAAUAAUUUUUGUCACGGUGUCUACCUUAAUGUAAGGUUACGUAUUUUUAGUACAAGAACUUUAAUUACACCACCCACCUCCCUAAAAAAAGAAAUACCAUUAAUAUAUUAAAAUAGAAAGUCUUCGGUCAAUUUGGUAUUUCAAUCUGAUGGAUAGGGAGAAAGUACUAAAGGAGGCUUAAAGCUAAUACAAAGUGCUUGAAUUGCAUGGCAACGUGUUCUCUUUUCAAGUAUAAAGAAAUGAGCCAACUUCUUUCUUAAGUGUUCCUCAACCACUUGAUGUAUUUUUUUUAAUCAUUAUUUAUUACUGUGUAAUGUCCUUU